AUGUCUAUGAACAAUUCCAAACAGCCAGUGUCUCCUGAAGCUGGGCUCCUUUCAAAUACAACUUGCCAGACGGAAAACCGGGUUUCAGUAUUUUUUUCAGUAAUCUUCAUGACAGUGGGAAUCUUAUCAAACAGCCUUGCCAUUGCUAUUCUCAUGAAGGCCUAUCAGAGAUUUAGACAGAAGUCCAAGGCAUCAUUUCUGCUUUUCGCUAGUGCCCUGGUAAUCACAGACUUCUUUGGCCACCUCAUCAAUGGAGCUAUAGCAGUCUUUGUAUACGCUUCUGAUAAAGAGUGGAUCCGCUUUGACCAGUCGAACAUCCUUUGCAGUAUUUUUGGUAUCUGCAUGGUAUUCUCUGGUCUGUGCCCACUUUUUCUAGGCAGCGUGAUGGCCAUUGAGCGAUGUAUUGGAGUCACCAAACCAAUAUUUCAUUCAACGAAAAUUACAUCCAAACAUGUGAAAAUGAUGUUGAGUGGAGUGUGCUUGUUUGCUGUUUUCAUAGCUUUGCUACCCAUCCUUGGGCAUCGAAACUAUAAAAUCCAAGCAUCGAAGACCUGGUGUUUCUACAAAACAGAACACGUCAAAGACUGGGAAGAUAGGUUUUAUCUUCUACUCUUUUCUUUUCUGGGGCUCUUAGCCCUUGGCGUUUCAUUCCUGUGCAAUGCCAUCACGGGAAUUACACUUUUAAGAGUUAAAUUUAAAAGUCAGCAGCACAGACAAGGCAGGUCUCAUCAUUUUGAAAUGGUCAUCCAGCUCCUGGCUAUAAUGUGUGUCUCCUGCAUUUGCUGGAGUCCAUUUCUGGUGACAAUGGCCAACAUUGGAAUAAAUGGAAAUAAUUCUCUGGAGACUUGUGAAACCACGCUUUUUGCUCUUCGAAUGGCAACGUGGAAUCAAAUUUUAGAUCCCUGGGUGUAUAUUCUGCUACGGAAGGCAGUCCUUAGGAACCUCUACAAACUUGCCAGACGCUGCUGUGGAGUGCAUAUCAUCAGCCUGCAAGUUUGGGAGCUCAGCUCCAUUAAAAAUUCCUUAAAGGUUGCUGCUAUUUCUGAGUCACCAGUUGCAGAGAAAACAAAUCAGCGAGCACCUAGUUUAAUAGAACAGUAAGUCAGUGUAGGUCUAAGACAAAAUUAAAAGCGUCGUCAGUAUUUCAGUUAAUUGGCUAGAAAUAGAAAGCCUAACUGGGAAAUUCAGACCUCAGCAGUUAGUUUGGGGGCACUAUUGUCAGACUCGGCUUUUGAAAUUUGUUAAAUUAACUGUAUAAUUACAUCUUUUCACUUGUUUUUGUCAACUGGAGGUAAACACGAUGGGAUAAUUCCAUGGGGGAGUCAAAUUGAAAAAAAAAUUGAGCUUAUUUAUGUUAUUUACACUUUUGGAAUGAGUGACUGUGUUGAAACCUAAAGCAUUGACUCAGCCUAUCUGACAAAGAACAUCUCAAUACUUACCUUCACAGUGAAAUGGCUGAUUUGGGGGUCACUGCUCUGCAACUGUUCCUUAUAAAUGAGGCUCAAUGAAGGGGAGCACCCUCACUGUUUGAUCUGGUCUGUUACACCCCUCAUUAUGUUGCUUCUAUCUAUGUAUGUAUGGUCAUGUCACAUGGGAGUCACUGUGGCUUAUAGUUAUAAUGACCUCCCUUACACCAGGUGUGGCUGUCAGGUUGCCUGACUUGGCGAGCCUCUAUAGAAUAAGCCUAUCCUUGUCAUUUUGACAAACAUGACUGCUUGCAUGUUUUACUAUGGAGGUAAAUUGUUGUUUGAAGGUUUUUGUUUUGUUUUGUUUUUUGUUUUCUGGGGUUUUUUUUUGGCAAGCUAUAGAUUUGCACGGUUUUCAAGCAAUCUCCUUUUUCUCUGAAAAUUCUAGUGCACAGUAAGUAGUUUUUAGAGAAACAAAGGCUCUAUGUCAGCACAUAAACAGGUAAUUUGCAGUAUAGCAGAUCCUAAGAAACUCUGCCCAGUGAUAGGUACAAAGAAUUUUGGCAAAGGAGCUCUACUUUGAGCUCUCAUUUUUGUAUCAGAGAACAAAAGAAACACAAUCUAUAUAUAAUAUUCAAAGACUAUCUGUAGCUUAUUUGUGCUUUCUACACACACACACACACACACACACACACACGCACACAUGAGAAAUUUCUGUUGAAAGCUGGUUCAUUAAAUCUCUAAGAUGGC
Neofelis nebulosa (Clouded leopard) is the source of this 2156-nucleotide messenger RNA. It is a transcript of the gene PTGFR, whose product is annotated as prostaglandin F receptor. Gene Ontology annotation, biological process: positive regulation of cytosolic calcium ion concentration; inflammatory response; adenylate cyclase-activating G protein-coupled receptor signaling pathway. Lineage: Eukaryota; Metazoa; Chordata; Mammalia; Carnivora; Felidae. Bases 1 to 1101 code for a protein of 366 amino acids. The transcript has 2 exons. Gene Ontology annotation, cellular component: plasma membrane. Gene Ontology annotation, molecular function: prostaglandin F receptor activity. The record is from RefSeq and is a predicted model, not a curated record.